Cyprinodon variegatus (sheepshead minnow) is the source of this 3205-nucleotide messenger RNA. RefSeq lists its product as uncharacterized. The record is from RefSeq and is a predicted model, not a curated record. The transcript is spliced from 6 exons. Gene Ontology annotation, molecular function: protein binding; calcium ion binding. Lineage: Eukaryota; Metazoa; Chordata; Actinopteri; Cyprinodontiformes; Cyprinodontidae. The coding region runs from base 215 to 3007 and encodes 930 amino acids.
CAGAAGCAGCACUGUGCGCAAAGGAGUCAAACUGUAGUAGUAUCAGUGUAGUAAAGUUGAGUUAUGUAGAUAUUUGCGACGGAAUGCAAUUUUUUUUUAUACCUUUACAGAGAUGAUCAGAUAUAAUCCAUAAAUCUAAGGGGCAGACGGGUAAAGAUUUUGGCCACCCUCCCCAAGUGGCCUCUGAACAUUUUUCCUGUGGAAAGAUUGCAAGAUGAUUACUGCUUGUGCAACUUUUGUGCUUCUUUCAAUUUCUGCACUCCACUCAGGGAGUGGAUCUGAAGUAUGUCGAGGGACACGCUGCUUCCCCGGCCAGGACUGGAGCAGACCGUGCGUCGGAGCACAUUGCCAGGGGCGCACAGAGGUAUCCUCUUCACGACGGCAACUUCACCACUCUGGACAAUCAAGGACAGGGCAGGUUUAUCCGAGCUACCAGCAGGACACUCAGUUUCGUCAUCAAGCUCAGAGCACCCAGGUGUCAUCCUAUAGUAACAGCCAGCCUCAACAUGGGAGAACUGAUGGCACCAGGAGGACGAACCCCAGGACUAUUACCGCAGAGGUGUUUCAUCCUGGUUGCACUGGUGGGUCUUGUUCAACCACAAUUUCUCAUCGUCCCACAAAUGAUGACAGCACCUCAAGAGAGUGCAAAGGGGUCGGAUGUAGAUCGCCGACACAGGUGAGCCAAAAACAGCAGCCAUGUGUUGGGGAUGGCUGCAGGGUGCAUGCUGGAGAUGAGGGGAGACAGAACUCUUCCCCUGUUCAUGUGAUGGACAGAGCUGCUCAGUUCCUUGGAGAGCUCCCAGACGUUGGGUUGAAUCGUGGAGCCUAUUUACAACUGGCAUGUGACAUGAAGCCAGGGUCUAAUGAGGUUCCAGUGGAGGAUGCCCUUAUUCUGCAGCUACAACUGUCCAAGAGCCAGGACAGUUUCCUCGAGGCUCUGAAGAGCCAACAGAACGAGGUGAAAGAACUCCAGAGGCUUCUCAGUGACCAACAGGGAGCACUUGUUACCCAACAGAGGGAAAUACUAGAUCAACAGAGAAGGAUGUUUGAGCAAAUGGAGCAAGUAAAAGCCCAGUACAGCGUUUUGAUGGACACUAUCAAACAGACAUCCUUCCAGAAUCUUCAGGAGGAGCUGGACAGACACACAGAAGCCCUGAGUGGGCAGGUUAGAGUCCAUCAAAGGCAGCAAGCACUGUCAUUGCAAAAAGUGGACAUGCAAGCCAGCGUGAUGGAGGUGGGACUGCCCGAGUUGGCCUGUGGGAGUUGUGGUCCUGAGGAGUACUGCAGCUACAGCAGCGGGCAUCCUCGCUGUGAAACGUGUACAGUUUGUCCUGCUGGAUUCUUCCUGGUUGCUCAAUGCUCUGUUCACGCAGACAGGAUCUGCCAGGAUCGGGAUGAAUGUCUUGAAAUAUCAGAUUUGUGCAGGGAUAAGCAGAAGUGUAUUAACACUCCAGGUGGAUUCAAGUGCCAGGGGAUGACAGUGCGUGAAGCCAACUCCGGAAUGUGUGGCCAUGGCUAUUUUUACAACUCUGAGAUGGAUGAGUGUCAGGCCUGCAACGACUGUGAUGGGGAACCUGUUGUUUCCCCCUGCACCUUCAUGACAGACACCCUCUGCUCAGUCCCUGCCACUGAUGUUGCAGCUUUGUCUCGGUCAUGGUCUGGAGCCAUGAGUCUUCAGAGCCCAAAGGGUCAAAACAUCCCCAGCUUGCAGCUUCACAUCGAGGGAAAAGAUGAUAUGGGUCUGGUUUCAGCAGAGAACGGGCAGCUGGUGCUGAGGCAGCAUGGUUUGGUUUGGCUUGAUGGCCUUCUGUCCCUUAGUCAUGGCUGUCGCAGCUUCAUCCAGGUCUGCCUGCGUAUAAACCAAACAGAUGGCUCAGAGGGCCGGGACCUGAGUGGCAUUCGGGUGGAGCACAGGGAACGCAGGUCUCUUCAAAGUGUCAGCAUCAGUGGGGUUACAGAAGUCGCCCCUGGUCAAGUUAUGUCCCUCUUUCUCCGGCGUGCCAGCCAUCACUGCAACCAAACCACUGAAAGUCUACAGCUUUAUGACACCUCUGCACCUUUGCUUAGCCUCCUCUGGCUCUCCCACGAUACCGGGGCUGUUGCCAUGACAGCACAGGCAGUUGUUUCUGCACAUUAUCACACAAACUACCGACCAACCUUCCGCAUUGCCUCCACCUCAGACCCUUAUGUAGUGGGACUGACUCAUGACAAUCGGUGGAUCCGUUUUUCAGAAAGCGGGACAGUGCGUUUUGUGUUCCAGCAGUCAUUGUAUUCUAUGGGCCAAGCUUGUGUGAGCGAAGGGUUUCAGCUUGUGGCAUAUCUUAACAAAAAUGGAACUUCCUUGGAGAUGUUUAGGGUCUUCAAACCAGGCGUUCACUAUCGUGACACAUCUAUAUCUCUGUCCGGAGCCACGACAGUAAGCCCCGGGGAAGCAAUUGGCUUUGAGAUUCUCUCUCCCGCCCAGUGCAAUGUACGCUUCUUUGGUGAUGAGACUGGCAUCAGUCUUCUCAGUCUGUUUUGGGUCCCUGCUGGCAUCUCUUCCUCUAUGACUGCUUCUGUGUCCAACACUGGUCUUCCAUCAGGAGCAGUUCGAAACAAGCCUUUGUUCUUCCAUCAGACCAGCCCCCAGGUGCCUCAAAUGGGGCUGCUGGCAAAAGGAUCCCCAAACCAGAGGAAGGACUUUGUCUUCAGGGAGACUGGGACAGUCAGUGUGGCUUUGGACCUUAAACUCAUCCACUCCUGCAACUUAGUUAAGCUGACUCUGCUGAGGCGAAGUGACUCCGAAGGUGUCCGUGAAGCAGAGGGGCUGCGGCCUGUACCUAUAGCCCAGCAGGUAGGGGGUCAGAUGCUUGAAGGAAGCCAGUGGGCCAGCAUUAGUCUCCGAGCAUCUUUUCCGGUUUAUAACGGCACUGCAGUGUUCUUCAUCCUAGACUGUGUACGUGGACGAGUAAAUCAGAUCAGUCACCAGACAGGAAGUGGGGUGUCAGCUCUAUGGGUGGCAGCCUGAUAAAAAAGCCAAAAAAGAAUAAAACCUCUCACACCUGGUAGUCUAAUAAGAAAACCUUAGACAUUUAUUAUGAUGUUAUGUUCAGCAAGAAAUGGUGAUGGCUUAAGGGCUGGUUAUACUCCCCACAGCAGUGUGUCGCAGUGAGCUUGUCGCAGAAAUGUUGGAUUUAUGCCCCGUAUUGAAGCGUUGUCUGUGCUA